CUACAUUUCUUCCAUCUCCCCGAAGCCCUCUCGCCUACAUUGCUCCUCUCCCCGAAACCUUCGCUGUGCCUCAAUCCCGCUUCUGUUUCCUCCAAAACCAUCGCCUUCGUCACCGAACCCUCGAGAUACAGUCUCAAUUGGAGCUAGCUGGGAACGUAACGACGGGAUCGCGGCUUACAGAGACCCGAAACUCCCAUUUUUUUUCCUUCUUCUGCUCCUCUCCUACCCGUAACCAUUAAGGAAGAUCCAAUAACCAAUCUUCCAUCUUGAGAAAGCAUGGCAACAUCUUCUGUGUCGUUCAAGUCUCGGGAAGACCAUAGAAAACAACUAGAGUUGGAAGAAGCCCGUAAAGCUGGGCUUGCUCCAGCUGAGGUUGAUGAAGAUGGUAAAGAGAUCAAUCCUCAUAUCCCUCAGUAUAUGUCGUCAGCACCUUGGUACCUUAAUGCCGAGAGACCUAGCUUAAAGCAUCAAAGGAAAUGGAAAUCUGAUCCCAAUUAUACAAAGGCAUGGUAUGAUAGAGGUGCAAAGAUUUUUCAAGCUGAUAAAUAUAGGAAGGGUGCCUGUGAAAAUUGUGGGGCUAUGACUCAUGACAAGAAAGCAUGCAUGGAGAGGCCUCGGAAGUUGGGAGCUAAAUGGACGAAUAUGCAUAUAGCUCCCGAUGAGAAGAUUGAGACGUUUGAGCUCGACUAUGAUGGAAAACGUGAUCGUUGGAAUGGGUUUGACCCAUCCAGUUUUGCUCGUGUGGUGGAGAGAUUCGAAACCAGGGAGGAAGUUAGGAGGAAAUACCUUAAAGAGCAGCAGAUAAAGAAGCUAGAGGAGAAACAGAGUGAUCAGAAUGGUGAAGGUACUGUUAGUGAUGAGGAUGAUGAUGAAGAUGACUUGAAGGUGGAUGAAGCCAAAGUUGAUGAGAGCAAGCAGAUGGACUUUGCAAAAGUGGAGAAACGUGUUCGUACGACUGGUGGUGGAAGUACUGGAACUGUCAGAAAUUUGCGUAUUAGAGAGGACACUGCAAAAUACCUGCUGAAUCUUGAUGUCAAUUCGGCUUACUACGAUCCCAAAACUCGCUCGAUGCGCGAAGAUCCUUUACCUGAUGCUGAUGCGAAUGAGAAGUUCUACGAAGGUGAUAACCAAAAUAGAAUCAGCGGCCAAGCAUUGGACUUCAAGCAGCUUAACAUUCAUGCUUGGGAAGCUUUUGAAAAAGGGCAGGAUGUUCACAUGCAAGCUGCUCCAUCUCAAGCUGAAUUGCUAUUUAAAAACUAUAAAAUUCUUAAGGAGAAAUUGAAAUAUCAAAAUAAGGAUGCCAUCAUGCAGAAGUAUGGGAAUGCUGCCUCCGAAGAAGCUCUUCCAAUGGAACUUCUUCUCGGGCAGAGUGAGAGAGAAGUCGAAUACGACCGUGCCGGGAGAAUUAUAAAAGGACAAGAGGUUGCACUUCCCAAGAGCAAGUAUGAGGAGGAUACUUAUGUAAAUAAUCAUACGAGUGUAUGGGGUUCUUGGUGGAAGGACCACCAGUGGGGUUACAAGUGCUGUAAACAGGCGCUUCGUAAUAGCUACUGCACAGGCUCCGCUGGAAUUGAGGCUGCUGAAGCUGCAGGAGAUUUGAUGAAGUCCAAUAUUGCUCUUAAGGAGGCUACAGAAGAGACCCCAGAGCAGCAUGAAGAGAAGAAGCUAGCUACAUGGGGAACUGAAGUCCCACAGGAUUUGGUUCUUGAUCAAAAACUUCUUGUGGAGUCUCUUAAGAGGGAGGAUCUAAGGAAGAAGGAAGAGAAGGAUGAAAGAAAAAGAAAAUACAAUGUCAAGUGGAAUGAUGAGGUUACUGCUGAAGACAUGGAGGCAUACAGAUUGAAAAGGAUUCAUCAUGAUGAUCCAAUGAGGGAUUUUCUCCAUUAGUCAGUUCAGUUCUUCUUUUGGGGUUAGGCAUACCUUAUCUUGACUAGAUCAAUUUAAUGUGCAAGUCCAAUGCCAUUUAGAGGCUCUAUAAAGUUAAUUCUUCAUUUGCUUCUUGGUGCUAUAAUUCUCAUCGCUCUUUAUGGUUCAAGAGGUGGAUAAAAGUAUACUUCUUUUUGGAAGAAUCUCAUGCAAGUGGCUGUUGAGAUUAGAAUUAGGAUUAGAAGAGAGCUUACUUUUCAAGUCAAUUAUAAUGUCAACCUAUCUUUGACCCUUGGGUGGAUGGUAUUUCCCUCUAUGAAAAAUUUUAGUAAUUCUAUCUUUGCUAUAUUCUCUAACCCUAUCUAUGUCAAAGCUUCUGAUAGAA
Molecule: messenger RNA, 2251 nt
Organism: Phalaenopsis equestris
Lineage: Eukaryota; Viridiplantae; Streptophyta; Magnoliopsida; Asparagales; Orchidaceae
Product: pre-mRNA-splicing factor SLU7
Exons: 12
Coding region: 277-1887 (536 amino acids)
Biological process (GO): mRNA splicing, via spliceosome
Cellular component (GO): spliceosomal complex
Molecular function (GO): pre-mRNA 3'-splice site binding
Source: RefSeq, a predicted model, not a curated record